Molecule: messenger RNA, 2382 nt
Organism: Aspergillus ibericus CBS 121593
Lineage: Eukaryota; Fungi; Ascomycota; Eurotiomycetes; Eurotiales; Aspergillaceae
Exons: 9
Coding region: 1-2382 (793 amino acids)
Biological process (GO): sterol biosynthetic process
Cellular component (GO): membrane
Molecular function (GO): hydrolase activity; oxidoreductase activity, acting on the CH-CH group of donors, NAD or NADP as acceptor
Source: RefSeq, a predicted model, not a curated record
AUGACCGUGACUCGAUCCCAGACGGGGAAAACCCCAAAGAAAAUGGAGCGGCCCGGCUUCGUCGAGACACCUGGCCGUCGAGUAACUCGCAGUAGCAGCCGCGCACUGUCAGAGGAUCCUUCUAACACAGUUGCUGAUACUCAGGCACAAUCAAACUCCACAUCGCGGAGACGCCCGUCGGUCAAGGUCAAGACUGAACCGUUGGACGAGGAGUCGAAGCCAUUUGCGACCAAUGGACACGCCGACGAUUCCGUCAACAAGAAGCCCCGGAUUGUGGAUGGAUGGGAAGAGGGCAAGGAUCCCAAGAUCGACUACAGCGGCCACUUUGAAUUCGGAGGUUCUCUGGGUGUGGCAUCCAUGAUGAUUGGAUUUCCGCUGCUGAUGUACUACAUGUGGAUUGGCGCCACCUACUACGAUGGCAAGUUCCCUCGUCCCGCGGAAGGACAAAGCAUGUCUGAAUUCUUCGCGCAUUUGGGGCAUCUGGCAUAUGAGGGCGCUUUCCCCUCACUCAAGGCCUGGACUAUCUAUUGGGUUUUCUUCAUCUUUGAGGGUAUUUGCUACCUGUGCCUUCCGGGUAUCACCGUCAUGGGCCGUCCUCUGCCCCAUUUGGGAGGGAAGCAACUGCCAUACUACUGCUCUGGUGUUUGGUCCUUCUACACCACCAUCGUGUUGGCCCUUGUCCUUCAUGCUACUGGUGUCUUCAAGCUAUACACGAUCAUUGAUGAGUUUGGCCCUCUGAUGAGCGUCGCCAUCCUCUCUGGGUUCCUUGUUGCUUUCGCGGCUUACUUCUCCGCAUUGGCACGCGGGGCGCAGCAUCGCAUGACUGGCCACCAUGUGUACGAUUUCUUCAUGGGCGCGGAGCUCAACCCCAGAAUGUUUGGGAUUCUGGACUUCAAGAUGUUCUUCGAGGUCCGCCUUCCUUGGUACAUCCUGCUCUUCGUUACCCUAGGUGCAGCGGCCAGACAGUAUGAGGUUUACGGCUAUGUCUCUGGGGAAGUCGGCUUCCUGCUGCUGGCCCACUUUUUGUACGCGAACGCCUGCUCCAAGGGCGAAGAGUGCAUUGUCUCCACGUGGGAUAUGUACUACGAGAAAUGGGGUUUCAUGCUCAUUUUCUGGAACCUUGCGGGAGUGCCCCUGAGCUACUGCCACUGCACCAUCUACCUGGCCAAUCACGAUCCGGCUACAUACCACUGGAACCGGUACUUCCUCUCGUUCCUUUAUGUCGCCUAUCUCUUCGUAUACUGGGUGUGGGACACGACCAACAGCCAGAAAAACCGUUACCGCCAGCAAGAGCGCGGAACCAUGGUGUUCCGCAGCACAUUCCCUCAGCUGCCUUGGCAGACGCUCAAGAAUCCCAAGACCAUCACGGCCGAGGAUGGGUCCAAGAUCUUGGUCGACGGUUGGUAUGGCAAAGCACGCAAGAUCCACUAUACCUGUGAUUUGUACUUCGCCCUGAACUGGGGACUCAUCACCGGGUUCAGCAGCCCAUUCCCCUGGUUCUAUCCCGUCUUCUUCGCCUGCAUGAUCACGCACCGCGCGAUGCGCGACAUUGAGCGUUGCCGGAACAAGUACGGCGAGGCAUGGAGGGAAUACGAGAGACAGGUCCCUUACCUGUUCAUUCCGGUAAGUAUUUAUGUCUUCCACCCGACUAUUCCAGGAUACCCGAAGGCAAGGUUCCCGGGUGUGGUGGUGUUUAGUGAGAUUUAUCAGGUGACUGGACCUGUUGAGCGGUUUGCGAGACAAAUCGCCGGACAGGGAUAUAUCUGUGCGGCUCCGUCGAGUUAUCAUGAGUUUACGGGGCCGGAGGCAUUGAAGUAUAAUGCUGAGGAUACGGAUAAGGGAAAUGAGUGGAAGAUUAGUAAGAAAAUCGCGGCGUACGAUGAGGAUGCCUCGUUGUGUGUGGACUAUCUCCUGUCACUGCCCACGUGCAAUGGGCGGGUGGGCGCGACGGGUAUGUGCCUGGGUGGACAUCUUGCGUAUCGGUGCGCAUUGGAUAGCCGGGUCAAAGCGGCGGUGUGCUACUUUGCCACUGAUAUUCACAGUAAGACGCUGGGGCGGGGGAAGAAUGAUGAUAGUUUGGCUCGGGCGGGCGAUAUCAAGGGCGAAUUGCUCAUGAUUUUCGGAAAGAAUGACACGCAUGUUCCGCCUGAGGGAAGGGAUGUGAUCCGCAAGACCCUACAUGACAAGGGAGUUCUGUUUAGCUUUUACGAGGUGGCUUGGGCGCAGCAUGCCUUCAUUCGUGAUGAGCUCAGCAAGGGACGGUAUGACCCUGCCAUUACCAAGGCGUGCUUUGAGAUGCUGCUCGAGUUGUUCGGACGGACGCUGAAGCUGGACCUGGGCGAGCACGAUGGAAAGGAGUUGAAGAUUGAAGACGUGUGCUAG